UUCUUGCGUUAUGCGUUGGUGGUUUUGAGUACUGCGUUGGCGUCUGGGAUCUUGAGCGAGCGGUGCUUGUCCGGCGACGUGUGCGGGGACAUCCUGCCUUGGCAGCACGAGCCGAGCGCGCCGUCGGUUCGUUCCCAUUUGGCCGCUCUGCAGACGGUGUCACUCAACGCAGCAGCCAACCGGUAUUACGACCACAUCGUCAUCGGUGCCGGUGCGGCAGGGUCCACACUCGCGCGCUCUCUCGCCGAACGAGGCCGUCGCGUCCUCCUCGUGGAGCGCGGCUCUCCACGAAUCUCGCACGUUCUCACACAGUCAUUGUACGGUGCCGGCCUCGUCAUCGCAGACGACGGCGUCGGUCAAACAGUGAGAACCAAGAACGGAAUUCGCACCACCCUAGGCGCCGUCUUCGGCGGUGGUACCGCCCUCAGCAUGGGCAUCCAAAUCGAGGACAACGACUAUCCCCCGCAACUUCAACUCGACCCCUCCGCCUUCCAACAGGCGGUGCUCUGGACCAGACAGCAUUUCUCCAGCUUCAUGCCGCCGAUUCCCGGCUACACCGACACUGUCCACCAGGCAUUCGCUCACGCCCUCCAACACCACCCCCUCUCCGACACUGACCACCACCCCCCCUCCCACCACCCCCCCUCCGACACUGACCACCACUCCAACCAGCACUAUGACAUCCAGUAUAAUGCAGUAUGGAACGGUGCGACCUUGUUCAACGCGUCCGAGAACUUCUUCCGACGUUCAUCGGACAGCUGUUUGGCGAACGCGUAUGAACCGCAGCCCAGCACGUUGGACGUGUUGCCCGAGACGUGGGUGGAGCGGAUCGCGUUUACGCAGACGCGGGACCAGCCGCGGCCCCGCGCCGCUUGCGUGCUGGUGCGGCCUGCGCGAGCACACGACCGACGCGUGCUAGGUGGUCAAGUGUUGGCGCCGAAGCCGAAGCUGCGGCACUCAUUGCCCACGCCACGACGCCAGGCGUUGGUGAACACGCAACCGCCGGGCUGGGGCUUCUUGGAGGAGUUCAUCAGCCGUCGUCGUAGACGCUUGGAGGAGGGGCUAGUCGAACUGUGUGCCGCGGAAGAAAUCACUCUCAGCGCCGGAGCAGUUCACACUCCCCUGAUCCUAGCACGAAGCGGCGUAGGCAACACCGAGCAACUGGGGCUGUUGGGGAUACGCAACCCCGUGCUCGUUAACGAAGCACUCGGUCGUAACCUUGGAGACCGCACACUGGUACCCAUCGUCCUCUUCCGCAAACAUUCAACUGGACGCGGACACGAACUAGAAUCCAGUGUUUGCGGAGCGAUAUCCGCUGAAGAGAACCCGGACGGACUACUCAUCGUCGCCCAGGAAGCCACCGGCGGCCGGAUCGUGGAGGGGCUCGCCUUGGCCACACGCAUCUUCCUCGCGCCCCUGGCACGCUCCACCUCUGCCAGCGAUGCACUCGUCUUCACCGUCAACUUCUGCUCCGAAAGACCCAGAUCCAACCUGCUCUGCGACCUCGUGCGCAAGGCCCCCCAAUGCCUCCGCAAAUUGACCGCCCUCUGGACCUUCGUCACACAACCAAAGUCCCGAGGGAUUGUUGUCCAAGACGCUAAAGGCAACGUCGUAGUCGACCCCGCCUACUACUCACAUCCAGACGACCUAGACGCUGCCAUCCGCGGCACCGAAAUGCUCAUUGAUGUCGUCCGCUCUGGACUACUCGAUAACGAGUUCGAAAACCCCACACAGGACUCCUGCAUCCACACCCUCCACGACACCGUUUCCCUCGCAGUCAACCACUAUCGCACAGCCAUGGAAGAACACGACCAAACACACGUGAGCUGGUACACUGACGGGAACAAGAACAGGACGCGCUCUCGAAUCAACAGGUCGCCGGGUGCAGGACUCGUGGGCGCAGGACCCGUUGGCGCCAGAGGACCCGAUUCCUUAACACGCUCUCUGAUCGAACGAUCGGUAAAUGGUCGCGCGGCAACUGAACACUUGGGCACCAGACGCACAAAUAAACCAGAUGAGCUCACUGACGGGUUUUCUCAGGCGGCGGGUGGUUUGCCUGGUUCCGUGGUAUUACCCGGUAUACUAUGGGCUCUGGGUCCGCAUCACAAGGUUGUCGGCCAAAACGUCUCGACUUUUCCAAACCAACUGCCGCUUUCAAAGAAGGGAGUAGUGCAGCUGGUAGAGGAGAGCUCGCAGUCGAUGUGGCAUCUGCAUGGUACCGCCGCUAUCGGGACGGUUGUUGACUCCCAGUUUAGAUUGAAGGGGGUCUCAGGGCUCUCUGUUGUUGACGCAAGCAUCAUGCCUAAAUUGACCAAAAUGAACCCGACCGCUUUCCUGCUAGCUCUCGGGCGCUAUGUGGCGCUUGUUAGAUCACCCAUUUAA
This is a messenger RNA of Gregarina niphandrodes, 2382 nucleotides long. RefSeq names its product putative GMC oxidoreductase. The annotation marks the transcript as partial. The record is from RefSeq and is a predicted model, not a curated record. The transcript has a single exon. Gene Ontology annotation, molecular function: oxidoreductase activity, acting on CH-OH group of donors; flavin adenine dinucleotide binding. Lineage: Eukaryota; Apicomplexa; Conoidasida; Eugregarinorida; Gregarinidae.